Messenger RNA from Oncorhynchus nerka (sockeye salmon), 2981 nucleotides. RefSeq lists its product as uncharacterized. The record is from RefSeq and is a predicted model, not a curated record. Gene Ontology annotation, cellular component: COP9 signalosome. NCBI's taxonomy places the organism in Eukaryota, Metazoa, Chordata, Actinopteri, Salmoniformes, Salmonidae. Bases 52 to 2778 code for a protein of 908 amino acids. Gene Ontology annotation, molecular function: DNA binding. The transcript has 11 exons.
CUAUUUUCGCGGCGCACGGUUUUGUAUAAUCGGGAGAACGUUAGAUGAUCUAUGUUUAGCCUAAGGAAGGUGAAGGAAAUAAUGUCACUAAAUGGAAGUAGAAAUGAAAGAGGACAUGGAAAGAAAGGGACCAGAAAAAGGAGACAAUACUCCAGGGAGGCACUAGAGACAGCUGUAGAGAAAGUAAAGGCUGGAAUGAGCCUUAGAGAAGCUUCCCGUGAGUCAGGGAUUCCUCACACCACUCUACAAGAUCACAAAAAGAACAAAUAUGCCUUGGCCCCUCACCCCAACCUGGCAAUAACCACCGAGGAAGAGCACUCCCUAAUAUCUUAUGUCCUCUGGAUGGCCGACCAUGCGUUCCCUAUCAGCAGGACUGUGGUGAAGGCUCUGGCGCUGGCCAUCAUCAAGGAGAGUGGUCGUAGCACCGUCGUCAAUCUGGAAAGGGGACUGAGUGACAACUGGUGGUCUAGAUUCAGGGCUCGCCACCCUGAGCUGAGCGCCAGGGUGCCCGACCCGCUCCACCGGGCCAGGGUACAGGGAGCUACUCCUGCCGCCAUCAAGGGCUUCUUUGAUGUCUACGAGCCUAUCUUCGUCAGCCACGGCUUAGAACACAAGCCGCACCUCAUCUUCAACUGCGACGAGAUGGGGUUUUCGGACAAGCUCAAGUCCGGGGAGAAAGUUCUCUGUGGAAAAGGCAGGAAACACAUCUAUCAACAACAGCAGCAGCACACCACUAGGGAACAUAUUACUGUGCGCUGCUGUGUGAGUGCAGCUGGUGAGAGUAUCCCGCCUUUUAUAAUCUUCCACAAGUGCCUCCCCAGUACGGCCUAUGCCCUCGAGGGUCCACCGAAGGCCCUGUAUGGUGUGUCCCCUAAAGGCUACAUGGACGCAGAACUUUUCCUGAAGUGGCUGCUCUUCUUCGUGAAGCACGCCCCAAAGGAGAGGCCCCUGGUGCUCGUAGUGGACCACCAUAAAACUCGUCUGUCCAGGGAGGUGGUCAAGUUUUGCCGGGAAAAUCAGGUGGAGGUGGUCUGUCUGCCGGCCAAUACCCACGUGUUGCAGCCAUUGGAAAUCAGCGUCUUUGGCCCGCUGAAGACUGUGUUCGGCAGGAAUGCUGCACGUCUAGGUCUGGUGCGGGACGAUCUUGUCAUCGGCAAGAAGCACUUCUCCGCCAUGCUGCGAGAGGCCUAUCCCCAGGCGGUCACUAAGAAAAACAUUAUGGCUGGGUUCAAGAAGGCAGGGAUUUUCCCCCUCAACAGAGAGGCCUUUGACUCCUGCCAGCUGGUGAAGCUGGAGCCGACCACCCCCGACCCCAACGCAGCAACCUCAGAGGCCACUGCAGGAACCCCCGACCCCAAAGCAGCAGAGACCCUCGACCCCAAAGCAGCAGAGACCCCCGACCCCAAAACAGCAGAGACCCCCGUAACCCCAGCAACGACCACGUUUCUUGUCCCGGGUGGCUGCUGUUCGACCUGCGGGCAGCGUGCCCCUCCCACAAACCCUUUGGUGGCCGCAGGACUCGUCUCUCCAGACCCGGCCAAUGUCCUGGUGCCCCCAGUCUUCCAGACAUCUAACCGGCAGAAAGUGAAGCGUCGACUCCUCCUGCCGGAGGACUACAACAAACUCCUUCAUCGACAGGAGGCUGGAGAGAAGGAGGAGCCGGAGAGAAAGAGGAAGAGGGAGGAGCUGCAGAGGACGAGAGAGAAGAGAGAGUCCGGCAGAAACAACAAAGUGAAAAGGAAAUGGCAGGCUGAGGGGGCUGUUGAGCCGAUGCAGAUCGAUGCUGACCCCCAGGAAGACCAGCAGAAUGCUCCAGACACCAACUAUGUGGUGGAAAACCCCACACUGGACCUGGAGCAGUUUGCGUCCAGCUACAGCGGUCUGAUGCGUAUUGAGAGACUGCAGUUCAUAGCACAACAUUGUCCCCAGCUCCGGGCCGAGGCCCUGAAGAUGGCCCUGUCCUUCGUCCAGAGGACCUUCAACGUAGACGUGUACGAGGAGAUCCACCGCAGACUCACCGACGCCAAGCGACAGGCGCAGGGUGCCCCUGACGCCGUGCCUGAUGGGCCGGCGGAGGCCCCUCUCCUGGACACAGCCUGGGCAGAGAGCACCAGGAAAAAGGCCCUUCUCAAACUGGAGAAGCUGGACACUGACCUCAAGAACUACAAGGGAAACUCCAUCAAAGAGAGCAUCAGGCGGGGUCAUGAUGACCUUGGGGACCACUAUUUAGACUGUGGAGAUCUCAGCAAUGCCCUGAAGUGUUACAGCCGAGCCCGAGACUACUGCACUAGUGCCAAGCAUGUCAUCAACAUGUGUCUGAAUGUCAUCAAGGUUAGCGUUUACCUCCAGAACUGGUCCCAUGUACUUAGCUACGUCAGCAAGGCAGAAUCCACUCCAGAGAUAGCUGAGCAACGAGGAGAGAGAGACAGUCAGAACCAAUCUGUCCUCACCAAACUAAAAUGUGCUGCGGGUUUGGCAGAGCUGGCCUCUAGAAAGUACAAACCGGCCGCCAAGUGCUUCCUCCAGGCUUCAUUUGACCACUGCGACUUCCCAGAGCUCCUGUCCCCCAGUAAUGUAGCGGUGUAUGGAGGGAUGUGUGCUCUGGCCACCUUCGACAGACAGGAACUACAGAAGAACAUCAUCUCAAGCAGCUCCUUUAAGUUGUUUUUAGAGUUGGAGCCCCAGGUGCGUGACAUAAUCUUCAAGUUUUACGAAUCAAAGUACGCAUCCUGUCUGAAACUACUGGAUGAGAUGAAGGUAAGGAAGAAAACAGUUUAAUGUGGACAGUUACAGGCUGACUAGAUGAUAAUGGAGAAGACAGAGCUGGCAGUUACAGGCUGACUAGAUGAUAAUGGAGAAGACAGAGUUGGCAGUUACAGGCUGACUAGAUGAUAAUGGAGAAGACAGAGCUGGCAGUUACAGGCUGACUAGAUGAUAAUGGAGAACUGUUUAAUGUGGACAGUUACAGGCUGACUAGAUGA